AUGCAGAAGUUAAACUCCUCUGAUGAGAUCAGCAUUCUGGAACACGAUUUGGAUGAAUUGAAGAACUCGAAUAUCGUCGUAGAUGACUACUACAAUACUUCAACUAUACUUAGAACUAGGCUUGAAAGACUCUUGAAGGAAAGAGAGUUAAGGAGAUCAUUGAAGUCUUACAAUGAUGAUGUUCAUAGUAAUGGAGCUAUAGAUGGUAAUAUUGAGGAUGGCCGGACAAUUUCAUCCAAAACUGAAAUUUUGCCUACCGAAGAGGAGUUGGUGAAUGGAGUUGCUCCAAAUGAAGCGGUUAGAAAUGGAUGUGAGAGACACGAUAGACGCCAUUCGAGACAACGGUUAUUGGUAGUAGCCAAUCGUCUUCCUGUAUCUGCCAUUAGAAAGGGUGAGGCAUGUUGGCAACUUGAAGUUAGUGUUGGUGGCUUAGUUAGCGCACUUUUGGGUAUAACGGAAUUCGAAACAAGAUGGGUUGGAUGGGCUGGCGUAAAUGUACCUGAUGAAAUUGGACGGAAAUCUCUCACUGAAUCUUUAGCCGCGAAGAGAUGCAUUCCUGUUUUUCUUGACGAAGAUCUUGUUCAUCUGUAUUACAAUGGAUACUGCAACAAUAUCCUAUGGCCACUCUUUCAUUACCUCGGGCUUCCUCAUGAGGAUUGGCUGGCGACCAUUUGUAGCUUCCAAUCCCAAUUCGAUGCCUACAAAAAGGCCAAUCAGAUGUUUGCAGAUGUAGUAAAAGAGCAUUAUCAGGAAGGCGAUAUCGUUUGGUGUCACGAUUACCAUCUUAUGUUUCUACCUAAAUGUCUAAAAGAACAAAACUCUAAUAUUAAAGUCGGCUGGUUUCUGCACACUCCAUUCCCAUCUUCGGAGAUCCAUAGAACAAUGCCAUCAAGAUCGGAGCUGCUAACAGCUGUUCUUGCAGCUGAUCUAGUUGGGUUUCACACUUAUGAUUAUGCAAGACACUUUGUGAGUGCUUGCACUCGAAUUCUUGGGCUUGAGGGUACCCCGGAUGGAGUUGAAGAUCAAGGGAGACUUACUCGUGUAGCUGCGUUUCCUAUUGGGAUAGAUUCUGAUAGAUUCUUAAGAGCCAUUCAGCUCCCUCAAGUCAAGAAUUACAUAAAAGAAUUCGAGGAGAGAUUUGGUGGCCGAAAAGUAAUGCUAGGAGUCGAUCGGCUUGAUAUGAUCAAGGGAAUUCCACAAAAACUAUUGGCAUUCGAAAAGUUUCUUGAAGAAAAUCCAAAUUGGCAUGAUAAAGUAGUCUUGCUGCAGAUUGCUGUGCCAACAAGGACGGACGUCCCUGAGUAUCAAAAGCUUACAUGUCAAGUUCAUGAAAUCGUUGGACGGAUUAAUGGAAGAUUUGGAACGCUUACAACCGUCCCAAUUCAUCAUUUGGAUCGAUCUCUUGAUUUUCAUGCCUUAUGCGCACUAUAUGCCAUAACUGAUGUGGCACUCGUUACAUCUCUACGGGAUGGAAUGAAUCUUGUGAGCUAUGAAUUUGUGGCCUGCCAAGCUUCAAAGAAAGGCGUUCUAAUUCUAAGCGAGUUUGCAGGAGCGGCACAGUCUCUCGGUGCAGGGGCAAUUUUGGUAAAUCCAUGGAACGUCACCGAAGUGGCGGCUUCUAUUGCUUACGCUCUAAACAUGCCGUCGGACGAGAGAAACAAACGACAUAACCAUAACUUCAUGCAUGUCACUACUCAUACAUCGCAAGCUUGGGCCGAAACUUUUGUUAGUGAACUUAACGAUACGGUUGUGGAAGCUCAACUGCGAACCACACAGAUUCCUCCCGUUCUUCAAACCGAACAUGCCCGUGACCGUUAUCUGCGUUCCAAUAACCGUUUGCUCAUACUGGGAUUCAACGCAACAUUAACCGAACCAGUGAAUUCUUCCAACAAAAGGGUUGAUCAGUUCAAAGAUAUGGAACUCAAACUGCAUCCUGACUUAGAAGAACCUUUAAAGAGACUCUGUAACGAUCCGAAAACAACAGUUGUGGUGCUUAGCGGAAGCCACCGUUCGGUUCUCGAUAAGAACUUCGGUGACUACAAUAUAUGGCUUGCAGCCGAACACGGUGUGUUUGUAAGAACCGCUAACAAGAAAUGGAUACAGAACUUGCCAGAAAAUAUACAUAUGGAUUGGGUCGAAAGUGUGAAGCAUGUCUUUGAGUACUUUACUGAGCGGACUCCACGGUCUUACUUUGAGCUUCGUGAGACAUCACUCGUUUGGAAUUAUAAGUAUGCAGAUAUCGAGUUUGGAAGGCUUCAAGCAAAGGAUAUGUUGCAGCAUUUGUGCACUGGCCCGAUAUCAAAUGCUUCGGUUGAAGUUGUCCAAGGUGGAAGGUCCGUGGAGGUUCGAGCCAAUGGGGUCUCCAAGGGCGCGGCCAUAAGUGGCAUUUUAGGACAGAUUAUACACGAUAAAGAUAUGAAGACUCCAAUUGAUUACGUGCUGUGUGUCGGCCAUUUCCUUCCAAAGGACGAAGAUAUUUGCACGUUUUUUGAGCCGGAGCUUCCCUCUGCGGCAACACCGACUCAAUCAAGCAUUGGGAGUCCCAACAAUGGCUUUUCUUCAAAUCAUACCGAAGAAAGAACCCGGUCAGAGAAGCAUUCCAUUUCAACUAGCUCAGAUAGCGACAACGGGUGGACCAUCACCGACAAUGCGACCAUGGACGCAUCCAACAAGGGUUCAUCGGUGCUCGAUCUCCAGGGCGACAACUACUUCUCGUGUGCGGUUGGGAGGAAGCAGUCGACCGCCAGGUAUUCCUUGGGUUCAUCAACCGACGUCGUCGCUCUGUUGAAAAAGCUGGCGGCAGACUGA
Messenger RNA from Cynara cardunculus var. scolymus (artichoke), 2808 nucleotides. Its product is annotated as alpha,alpha-trehalose-phosphate synthase [UDP-forming] 1-like. The coding region runs from base 1 to 2808 and encodes 935 amino acids. Gene Ontology annotation, biological process: trehalose biosynthetic process. Gene Ontology annotation, cellular component: cytosol. NCBI's taxonomy places the organism in Eukaryota, Viridiplantae, Streptophyta, Magnoliopsida, Asterales, Asteraceae. The record is from RefSeq and is a predicted model, not a curated record. Gene Ontology annotation, molecular function: alpha,alpha-trehalose-phosphate synthase (UDP-forming) activity. The transcript has 18 exons.